AAAUUCACCUCUCAGCUGUUCAAGCAAAACAAAAUCUUUCGUCUCAAGUUUUUCGAGAGUCCUUUGCAAUUUACAUGGAGACCGAAGCUGGAUCGUCUGCUCCUGAGGGCAGACUGCGAUUCAUCAUCCAGGAAAUUGAGGAAGAACAGCCAGUGAAGAAGGAAUUCAAGUGUCCUCAGUGCUCCAAAGUCUUCCGGGAGCAGUUAAAUGUGCAGCGCCACUUGAAGACACACACAAAUCUACUGCCCUAUCCUUGCAGCUUCUGCAAGGAGUCCUUCAAGACAAUCCUGCUUCUCACGCAACAUCUCAAGGCGCACUGUGGAGAGAAGAUCAGUCGCACGGAGAGGCGUGCUGACCAUGUUCCGAAGAAGAAUAGCAGAAAACGGCGGAAGAGACGGGAAAUUGCCCGGAUUUUCAAUUGUCUCUACUGCAAGAAGACAUUCUCAUGCGAGAUGUAUGCCAAGCGACACAUUAAGAAUGUGCACAGAGGUUUUCCUCUAGAGAUGAUUGACGGUCCGGUGGAUUGUGUCAUCUGCCAGAAGUCUUUCGGCGAUCUGGAGACUCUGAAGGAGCACGUGCGGAGUCAUGAUGCGGAAGCCUUCGAGUGCGCUCACUGUGGCAAGAGAUUCUUCAGUAGGUACGCAAUAAGACGACAUGUACAGAUGGUUCACAUCAAGGCCCACGUCUCACUGCCCUGUCCGCAGUGUGACAAGGUGCUGAGAGGCACAAAGGCAUUCCUCAGGCAUCAGCAGAGUCACAGCAAUCAAGAACCUUUUAAAUGCUGCUUCUGCCCGAAGAAGUUCAAGCUGCAGUCUUUCCUGGACAAACAUCUGGCGCUGCACAUCGAAGAGAGGCCGGGCAUUCCGUGUGGAAUCUGCGGAUGUGUGCUGAAGUACAGGCAGAGCUGGAAGAAACACAUGCGGAUGCACGAAAGCGUGACUGAAGACCUGACUUGCUCGUUCUGUAAGAAGAAAUUCAUCUACAGGGCGCGUCUGGAGACGCAUCAGCAGCGAUAUCACAAGUAUCUGGAGUGUCCUUAUUGCGACAAGAAGCCUGGGUCGCAGAAGUUCCUGGAGGAGCACAUAAGAGAGCAUCACAAGGGCUUUCCCGUGGAGAUAAAGAAGGAAAUAAGAGGUGAAAAGCCCGAUGAGAAGCACAAACUGACAGUGGACUCCAGGGCCAGCAUGGAUCUCGCCGAUGCGCAUGAAAUCAAUUUCCUGGACGGGACCAUGGUGAAGGAUGAGUUCACAAUACGUGAAAUAGAGUUGCAGGAUUCAGAUUUUGAGAAUCCUGAGAAACCCCCUGAUGCCCAGUCGGAAUUGGUACAAUUUGUGAUAACGGAGUUCAGGGAGCGCGACCAUAAGUGUCCCAACUGCGACAUGGCAUUCUACGAGGCGUCGCAUCUCAGGCUGCACAUGGUGAAGCACAGGAAGGUGGAGACUUUCCACUGUCGCCAGUGCUUCAAGUCCUUCAAGGACAAGGACAAGCUGCGGACGCACCUGAAGUCGCACGGGAAGGUGCUGCCACGCGAGCACAAGUCGCGCGAGCGGAGAGUGUCGCUGGGCCAGAAAGUGCCGCAGAAGCGCAAGGCGCAGGAGGACGAGACAUUCAGGAUCACAGGCUAUCACAGGGAUCAGUUCGACAGGCACGCCGGCGAGAGAUUGCGCCGGUGUAAGCUGUGUCGCGAGGGCUUCUACGAGGAGACCGAGCUGGAGGAUCACAUGGAGCUGAUUCACAUCUGGUACAAGGACUCCAUGGAGAAGGACCGACCGGAGGACUUGGAGCUGAUCUGUGGCUUCUGUGGGAAGCGCUUCAAGACAAAGUACCUCAAUAGGCAACACAUCAAGCUCAUUCAUAGCGAAUCCAGGGACAUCAAGUGCUACAUCUGCUCCCGAACAUUUCCCAACUCAAUUUGGCUCCACAAGCACUUGAGGGAUUGCCAGGCGCAGAAUAAACAAAUCCUUGUGAUGCCUCUCCAUGUGUUUGUUGAAGGAUCUCUUCUUAAUGUACGUCUUCCAACAUCCUGGACAAUUUAUGUAGGUGAUUUCCUUGCUCUUCUCGUGAUUCUUCUCAUGAUCUCUCAGUGUAGAUUUCCUCUUCAGCUGCAAUCCGCAGAUUUUGCACGGGAAAAGUGGUCGAUCCUUGUCGUGGAGAAUCAUGUGAUUCUUCAGGAAUUUCCUGCCCUUGAACACCUUCAGGCAAAUCAUUUUCUUCUCGCCAACAUGGGCAAAGGUGAUGUGAUCCCUGACUCGCCUCUUGUUGAUGUAGGUUUUUCCGCACUCAGCACACUCGAAAGGCUUCUCCAGCGGAUGAAUCUGCACGUGACUCUUCAGAUUCUCAAAGUCCUCAAACACCUCACUGCAAAUUGUGCACGAGAUGACAUCACAGCCGGGAUCAUCGGGAAGCCCUCUGUGGAACAUGUCCAUGUGACUCCUGAAGCCAUCGUCAUUCCUGUAGGUUCUAGUGCAGUAGGCGCACUUGAGCGUCUUGUCUCUGUGUCGCAUCAGGUGCUUCUUGAGAUAGUACUCCCUGCCGAAGGACUUGCCGCAGAUCUUGCAGCUGUAGGGCUUCGCCGUGUUGUGCACCAGCAUGUGUCUCUCCAGGUAGAACUUGUGCUUGAACUUCUUGCAGCACACAGGACACUCUUCAUUCCUCACGUCGCUGUGCAUCAGCAAGUGCCUCUCGUACUUGGUCUUGUUCCAGAACAUCUUCUCACACUCUGCACACUUGUAGCUGAUUGUGGACAAUUCGCUGGGCUUCUUGCCCUCGUGAACUUCCAGGACAUGUCGCCGGACGCUUGUUUUGUCUCUGAAGUCCUUGCGGCAAAUCGCACACUGGAACUUCCUCUCAUCGCUGUGUCUCUUCACGUGAGCCUUGAGGCAGGGCGGCGUCUUGAAGAACUUCCCGCAGAUGACUUUGCACGACAACAAGGGUCUGUCCUUCUUGUGAAUCUCCAGGUGUCUGAGCAAAUUGUAAUUCCUGGGGAAGGAUUUAUCACAGUCCUUCUCGUCGAGGAAUUCCUUCUCACACAUCUCACAUCUGCUCAUCUCCUCACUGGGAUGCUUCCUGGUGUGAUCCUUCAGCGCCUCCAGUGUCUGGAAAGCCUCUUUGCAGAUUGUGCACACUGGAGGAUCAUCAGGAUCCACCGGAAGUCCCCUGUGCAGAACUGUGAUGUGUUUCCUCAAGCCCUCUUGGCUCCUCAUCGGCGCCUUGCAGUAGAAACAGUUGACAUUCCGCCCCAAAUGCGUGAUGCCGUGCUGAGUGAGAGCGGACUUCUUCUUGAAUCCUUUGCCACACACGCCACAGACGAAGGGCUUGUCCUGUCUGUGCACGUGCAGAUGCUCCCUCAGAUUCCGCUCAUGCUUGAACUUCUUCGCACACAGCGAACACUCAAUGUCCUUCGUUUGGCUGUGCACGGACACGUGUCGCUCGAAGAGAGUCCUGUUGUAGAAGACUUUCUCGCAGUGCUGACAAGAGAAGCGCUUCCCUGGAAGCUGGGAAUGAAUUCUCUGGAUGUGACGCCUCAUGUCGUGCUUGUCGUUGAAGGCUCUUCCGCAUUGUUCGCAUUCAAACUUGGUGUCUGUGCCAUGCCUGGCGAUGUGGCCUUUCAGGGAUUGUUGAGUCUUCAGGAGUUUUCCGCAAAUUGUGCAAGGAAAGAUGUGCUUUUGCGGGUGAAAAAGGAGCCAGAAUCGACUGAGUGUAGCUUCCUGAAGGCGAAGGAAGAGGUGGCCGGGGAAAAUGGGCCAGUUGAGGAGCAGGGAAAUGCGAAUUUAUUCUGCCACGCUUGCGAGAGGCAAUUUUAUGAUCAGGAGGAGUACGAUGUGCAUCAGGAGCAGCACAUGCAGUGUCCCUACUGCGAAAAGUGGCUUCCCACCAAGCGUGGUCUCAAGUUACAUGUGCACUAUCUUCACAGUGGCCUUCCGUGGAUCAUCGCAGAUGGUCCACAGAGGUGCACAGCUUGUGGCAAGACAUUUAAGAAUCUCACAGUGCUGCAAUCUCACGCAGAGAGUAAACAUCAAAAGGGACGGAAGUCUUCGGCCAGGAAGUCUGUGGCGAGAUCCUCAACAUUCCAGAUUACUAUGGUUGAUUUGACCAGUGAUCAGGGCACCAGUGGACGUGUUGGCCAGAGAAUUAGUCAGGUGAAAGUGGAGAGAAGCCUGCCAAAUGGACUCUUUCACGCUGCGAAUGAUUUUCACUGCAGAAUCUGCGGUGAGACAUUCAGAAGUGAGGAGAACCGAUUGAAGCAUGUCCUGCAGGUGCACGAAAUCUCCCAAGGAACACAGGAGAGUGUCUCCUGCUCGUACUGCAAUGUGAAAUGCAGGAAUAGUUAUCGUCUGGAGUUGCACAUAAGAGAAUCUCAUCGAGGAUUGCCCACAUUUAUUGAAGAUGGUCCAAUUUCUCGGGGUGUUUGCUUUGUGGCCUUAAACAGAGUGGAAAAUGAAAAGUUCACACAACCCUUGAGGUACGCGUGCACGAGUUGCGGUGAGAAGUUUGCGGAGAAGGUGAAAUUAAAGAGUCACAUCCUUCAAAUGCACGGCAACAGUGACACGGGAAAGAGUGGCUUCCCAUGCAAUGUGUGCGGAGCUGUUUUGCAGCACAAACUGUCCUUCGAGCGACACCUUGUGUUGCAUGACAACAGUCUGGGCACCGUCAAGUGUCCGCAGUGUCCGAAGAGCUUCCUCAGGCAGUGUGAUCUGGACGAACACUUGCCGCGUCACAGUCAAGAGCGACCCUUCAAGUGCUCCGACUGCAGUUUGUCGUUCAAGAAGCGGAGAGGUCUGCAGCAGCACAGACUGCUGCACGACACGGGCCCCACAAUGUGUCCGUACUGCACGCGACACUGUCUGAAUGAGGCUCGAUUGCGAUUCCACGUGCGGAAGUGCCAUCGCGGGCUUCCGGCGAAGAUCACCGAUGGCCCUGUCAGUUGCACCAUCUGCAAGAUGUCCUUCGACAGUCUGGAUGCCCUGAUGAGUCACGCCACGAUGCUGCAUGCCACGGCAAUGAAGCCCUGCCGGUGCAAAUACUGCGGCGAGGAGUUCCUCGAUCACAACGAGCGACAAGUGCACAUUCAGCAGAACCAUGACAAUGAGUCCCAGGGCAUCGUGCAAUUGUCCUACAAAUCCUAUCGCUGUGAUGAGUGUGGCAAAGUGUUGUCCAGCAAGAAUAACUUCGAGCGACACGUGAUGAAGCACAAGAACGUGGGCAGUUUCGAGUGCACCAUCUGUCCAAGGAAGUUUGCCUAUCAAUCUGAGCUGAGGCAACAUGUGAGAGUGUGUCUGAGGCGACAGAAGAAGAGUCAGACGGCACAGUGUCCGCAUUGUCUGGUGAAAUUCAAGACACAGGAGCGCUUUGAGAAGCACAUGAUGAAACUCCAUCCCGGAUUGCCGAAGAGCAUUUCAGGUAAGGGACACAUUGAGUGUAGCAUUUGUGAGAAGUCAUUCGACAGUCUGGAUGAAUUGAGGACACACGCUGCGGCACAGCAUCCCGUUGAGCGGCCGGUGGAGUGUAGAUUUUGCGGAGAGACAUUCCAGGAUGAGGAGGAGAAGAGAGAUCACAUUGACGAAGUUCACCGAAGGCACAUUUGUGAUGUUUGCAAGAGAUUCUUUGACAACAGAGACGCUCUUUUGCUGCACAUGGAGACACACGAGACAAAGAAGAAUUCCCGCAGACAUAAUGAAUCGUAUGAGUGUGAGAAAUGCGGAGAGAUGUUUAGUAAGAAGUUAACACUGAAGAUUCACAUGUUCCGAAGGCAUUUGAGCAAAGCAACAAGUACGGAAAAGGGACCAUUUCCUUGCAAGAUUUGUGGUAAAGUUCUUGCCAAGAGGACAACACUGAAGCUACAUGUGUUGCGACACGAGGGAUCGCUGAAGUUUGAAUGUUCGCGAUGUUCAAAGACAUUUCAGUCAAAUGUAGAUCUGAGGAAGCACGUGAGGACACACAAUAUAAGGAGAAUCUACAAGUGUAGAAUUUGUGGGAAGGGAUUCAAGGGAAGUGGAGCUCUUGGGCGACACGCAAUGGUUCACGAGAAUCCACCGAAAGAGUGUCCACAUUGUGGCAUGAAGUGCAGAAAUGAGGAGACUUUCCACAGUCACAUGACGACAUUCCAUCGUGGACUUCCGCUGGAGAUUGGCAAUGAAGGAGGUCCGUUCGAUUGUGGUGUCUGUGGAGUGUCUUUUAAGAUAAUUGAGGCUCUGCAGAAUCACUGUUCAGCUGAACAUCCGUGCGAGAAGCCUUUCAAGUGCAUGAAUUGCCAGGAGACAUUCAGUGACAAACAGGGAAUGGAGAAACACUUCCAAGAGACACAAGAAUGCCAACUGAAACACGCCUUGUAUUCCACAUCUGGACCAUUUACGUGUAAUUUGUGUGGCAAAGUGUUUAUUCAGCGGCACUCGAUGGAGAGUCACAUGGUGCAGAAGCACAAUGCCAAGGGGAAAUACAAAUGUUCGAGCUGCAAUAGAGAGUUCGCCUACAUUAGUCAGUACAAGCAGCAUCAAAUGGCCAAGAGAUCGUGUCGCAGGGGAUUCAAGACGACGGUGAGGAGCGUGAGGAGAGUCAAGGCGACUUACAGGCGACGAGCUAGACGGUUUGAGUGUAAAUACUGUGACAAGGUUUUGCGGUGUGAAAAGACAUUUAAGCAUCACAUAAAGUGCCACAAAGAGAGUGGAAUUGAUGAGUCUUCCUUGAAGUAUGAAUGCGAGAAGUGUGGACAGAGAUUUAUAGAUGAAAUCACAGUGAAACUGCACAUUCUACGCUGGCAUGUUAUGAGUCGCAUCAUGGAUAGCUACAAAGGCAGCGGACCUUUCACGUGCAAACAGUGUGGAAAGGUGUUGAUUCGCAGACACACUUUGAGGCGUCAUUUGCACAGACAUGCCAAUGAUUUGGGCAUAAAGUGUCCACUAUGUCCGAAGUCUUACAUGUUAAGGUUGGAUUUGAGAGAACACAUAGCAUCACAUUCGAAGGAUAAGGCAUUCAAGUGUGGUGUUUGUGGGCAAGCAUUCAAGCAAAAGCGAUAUUUGAUGUGUCACAAGAAGAAGAUGAUGUGUUUUAAGAGUAAGUUACUUGAUUAUGAGAACAUCAGUUGUCCGUACUGCAUGAAAGAGUUCAAAUUGAAGUACAUCCUCGUGAGACACUUGAAACGCUUUCACCGAGGACUUCCGCAAGUCAUCACGACAGACGGUCCUUUUCGGUGUUACGUGUGCCAGACGAAGAGUGAGACACUUGAGGAUCUCAAGGAGCACUGUGCUGUUCAGCAUCCCUGCGAGAAGCCCAUCAGAUGUCACAAGUGUGGAGAGAGAUUCACACAGAGAAUAGAGCUUAGUGAUCACAUGCAGAGUGGAAAAUGUGUCAAAAGGAGAAUUUUGGUGCACAGAUCGAAGGUAUCGAGCAGGAUGAAGAGAAUAUCGGCGCGACAUGCCUGCAAUAUCUGCGGAAAGGUGAUGCGUUAUCAUUUCAAUCUUGAGCGACACAUGAUCGACGCACACGCGCAAGCUGGGCGAUUCCAGUGUGAGAUUUGCUCCAAACAGAUAUCACAUCAGAGUGUCUACACGGUGCACAUGAAGAGAUGCAUGGACAGUAGAUACUGUGCUUACUGCAGCAAACUGUGCUGGACUUCGGUGCGACUGGUCAAUCAUGUGCAUAGACACCAUCAGAGUCUUCCGGUGGACAGCAGAAAUCAUCCUUUGGACUGCAUAGCGUGUGAGAAGUCAUUUGGCAAUCUUCAAGAGUUGAAUGAUCACCAUAAAGAUACGCAUUAUGGUGAGGAGCGCUUCGAGUGUGUGCGAUGCAAGAUAACUUUUGACAGCAGAGAAGAGAGAAUGUAUCACUUUACCUUUCAGUGCAGGAAGAAUAAUCAGCAUAUUAAGUCAGAUAUCUGUUGCAACAUCUGUGGAAUGUUCUUCAGGAAGAGGAAAUAUCUUGAAUUGCACAUGAGUAGACAUGAAGCGGCAGAUGAUGCUGCAUUCUUUCUGUAUGAGUGUGAAAAGUGUGGUCAGAAGUUCAAUGAUGAGAUGAAAGUGAAGCUUCACAUUUUCCGCAUACACUUGAAAUUGAUGGCAAAAUAUCAGGGCAAUGGACCAUUUACGUGCAAAGAUUGUGGCUCAUUUCACGUGCGUAAGGCGAAUUUUGAGUUGCAUCUGAUGAGACAUGAAACUAGUGAGAAUUUCCCAUGUUACAAGUGUCCAAUGAAGUUCUUGUCAAUGCGAAGCAUGGAGAUUCACAUGAAGUAUCACAGUCGGACGUACAAAUGUGAGCAGUGUGGAAAGAAAUUCAAGAGCAGAGGCGUUCUGAGGCGUCACACGGUGAGGCAUGAAGUGGAAAAUGCCAUGACUGCUGAAUGUCCGUAUUGUGGCAUCGUGUGUGAGAGUAAGAGUGAUUUUCACGUGCACGUGGAGACAUUCCAUCGAGGUCUGCCGGUGGAGAUUGGCGAAGAAGGACCAUUUAGUUGUAGUGCUUGUGAGCAGACUUUUGACACACUUGACGAUUUGCAGGCUCACUGUUUGACUGAACAUCCUUGUGAGAAGCCAUUUGACUGCAAAAUGUGCCAACAAACAUUCGUCAACAAGACAGAAAUGCAGAAACACACUGAAGAAAGAACAGAAUGUCGAGAAAUUGAAGAGAAAAGCGCCGUGAAUGCCAGAACAGAGAUGGUUCCGUGCACGGUGUGCGGAAAGGAGAUGCAGGCGAGUUCAUUGGCCAAUCACAUGGUCAAUGUUCAUGGCAUUGGAGGGAAGUUUGAGUGUCAAUUCUGUCUGAAGAAGUUCCUGCAUCAGGGACGCCACAGAGCUCAUGUGCCGCUGUGCAGGAAACUCAUGUCGCGCGUGCAAGAGUGUGAUUAUUGUGCCAAGAAGUGCAAAGGGAGGCAAUUGCUGGUGAUUCACGUGCAGAAUCUCCAUCCUGGACUGCCAGUUGACAAUGUUUAUGGUCCAGUGAAUUGCAAAUUGUGCGGAGAAUUAUUCGAAAGCACACAAUUUCUCAUAAGUCACGCAAAUGUUGAGCAUCCAGUUGAGAAGCCUUUUGAAUGUAAGACUUGUGGAAAUGCAUUUGCCAGUGAGAAGGAGAAGGAAAUUCAUGUGGAAGAAAUACAUCCAAAGCAAAGAUUUCCGUGUCCCAUUUGUGGAAUUGUGUACGCUAGGCAACAUUCACUUGGUCAACAUGUGCAGAGACAUGAAAAGGACGGUGUUGAUGCGUCUGCAUUUAAGUUUGAGUGUGAGAAAUGUGGACAGAGAUUCAGUGAUGCGAUUAGAGUGAAAAAUCACAUUUUGCAUAAACAUUUGAGUGCUGAAGUGGAAAACACCAUUGAGAGGAUUGAGAGAUCGUCCAGAGUCAUGGGAUGUUUGUAUUGUGGCAAGGAGUGUAUCAAUCAGGAGCACUUUAUGGCGCACAUCAAUACAUUUCAUCGUGGACUUCCGAUGGAGAUUGAGGAAGAGGGUCCGUUCUAUUGCAGUGCCUGUCCGAAGAUAUUCAAGAUUUUUGAGGCUCUGCAGGAUCACUGCCAGGCGCAUCAUCCCUGUGAGAAUCCCUUCAGAUGCAAUCACUGCCAGUGGACGUUCGCCAGAAAGCUGGAAAUGGAGGCUCACUUGGUGGCGAACAAGCAAUGUCAGACGACAAAGAGUCAUUCGAGUGAACUGACGUCCUGUGAAUUCUGUGGCAUUCAGAUAACCAGGCGCAAUUUUGAGUAUCACAUUGUGCAUCGGCACGGAAUUGGGGGAAAGUUUGAGUGUCAAUAUUGUGCAAAGAGAUUUCUCUACCAAAGAGAAUUUGGGAGACAUGAGAAUUUCUGUCGCGACAAGCUGGGCUGGAAGAAGAAGUGUCCCUACUGUCCGAGAGUGUGCAAGGAUAGUGAGCUCCUGACACUGCAUGUGCACGUCCUUCAUCCGGGUCUUCCAGUUGAAAUCAAGGAUGAUGAAAUUCAGUGUGUAAUUUGCAAAGAGGAGUUUAAGUAUCUUGACAAUCUCAUGGAUCACGCUCGUGAGCAACAUCCUGUUGAGAAGCCCUUUGAGUGCCAAAUCUGUGGACAAUGUUUUGUUGCUGAGCAAGAGAAGAGUUGUCACAUGAAGGAAAAACACAUGAAUUCCGAAUGUGAACUUUGUGGAAAGAAUUUCUCGUGUGAAAAAGCACUCAGUCGACAUUUGCAGCGACACAAGAAGAGAGGAGUUGAUGCAUCACAGUACAAGUUUAAGUGUGAAAAGUGUGGAUUGAAGUUUCGUCGUGAGAUUCAAGUGAAAUUUCACAUUUUGCGACAUCAUGUAAAUUCAUCUCUAUCGGAUUACACGGGAAAGGCGCCGUACACUUGCAAAGAGUGUGGCAAAAUCAUGCAACGCAGAGAUUAUCUAGAGCGACACUUGCUAAAGCAUGGCAGUACUAAAGGUGUUCCGUGUGAAAAGUGUGGUAAACUCUUCCUCAGUGAAAUGAUGUACACGACACACAUGAAGAAUCAUGCGAAGAACAAGGCUUUCAAUCCACACCUUUAUUCGUUUAAGCAUCGUAAGCAUGUUAAGGAGCACACGAAUCAUACCAGAUUCAAGCAGUGUUGCUAUUGUGAUCAGGAUUGUCAGAAUGAGGAGACUUUCCACAGUCACAUGACGACAUUCCAUCGUGGACUUCCGCUGGAGAUUGGCGAUGAAGGAGGUCCGUUCGAUUGUGGCGUCUGUGGAGUGUCUUUUAAGAUAAUUGAGGCUCUGCAGAAUCACUGUUCGGCUGAACAUCCGUGCGAGAAGCCCUUCAAGUGCAUGAAUUGCCAGGAGACAUUCAGCAAGAAGCAAGCAAUGAUGGAUCACUUCCAAGAGAAUGAGGAAUGCUACAAAAAUCGAUUGAAUUGCCGUAUUUGUGCUAAACGCUGCAAUAAUCAAUUCAAACUCUUGCGUCACAUUCAAAGCCACGGAAGAGAGUUAAUCGGUGAGUCGGCAUACAAGUAUGAAUGCGAAAAGUGUGGACAGAAGUUUAGUGAUGAGAUGAGAGUGAAGCUUCACGUCUUCCGGAAGCAUUCAAAUGAGAAGAGCUUUCUCAACGAUGUGUCAAUGGUGAAGACACAGACAGAGCGUCGCAAGAUGUCAUUUCUGUGCAAGACUUGUGGGCAAUCUUUCACAAUUGAGAAGAGUUACUUGACACACAUUGCGAAGCACACGGCAGAAUAUAAGGAAUGUCCAUAUUGUGGAUUGAUUUGCGCCAGUGAAGAUGAUUUUUUGCAGCACUUGGAGACUUUCCAUCGCGGUCUUCCGGUGGAGAUGGAGGAGGAAGGACCGUUCAAUUGUGGUGUUUGUGAGGAGCGUUUUAAGAUAAUUGAGGCGCUGAUUGAUCAUUGUUUACUUGAACAUCCAUGCAAUCCACCUUUCACGUGUCUGAAUUGCCAUGGCGCAUUUAGCAGUUUGCGUGAAGUUGCUGAUCACUUGCAGCAGAAUGGAAAAUGUCCAGAAAAUUCAACGAAGACAUUCGACUGUGAUUUGUGUGGGAGACAACACUACUCUAUUCCAGCGUUGAAGCGUCAUUUGGUGCUGUCGCACAAUAUUGGAGGGAAAAUCAAGUGCCAACAAUGUCCGAGGAUGUUUACCUUUCCCAGUGAUGUUAUCAGUCACACGGAAAUGUGCCACAAGCCGAAAAUGCAAUUGCUAGAGUGUCCGUAUUGUGGUGUGAAGUGUGAGAAUAAGGAGCGCUUUGUGAUGCACGUGGACAGACUUCACACAGGUCUUCCGAUUCCCUUGACUGAACCCUUGGAGGACGGUCCCGUCGCCUGUAUUGCCUGUGGAGAGGCAUUUGAGUGUCUGGAUGAUCUGAAGAAGCACGCAAGUGUGCAACAUUUGCCUGAGGAGGCGUUUGAGUGUAAGACUUGUGGGGAGACAUUCGUCACGGAGGUGGAAUUGGACAAACACAUUCACGAGGGACACUCGAGUCCAAAAUUCACUUGUAUCGUGUGCAAAAACACAUUUGAACAUCACGAAACGUUGCUGGGACAUUUGAAGAGGCAUGAAGAUGAGGGAAUUGACGUCUCUUCAUACAUGUUUGAGUGUGAAAAGUGUGGAUUGAAGUUCACAGAGGAACUUCAAAUGCAAUUUCACUAUUUUCGCAAGCAUGUGUUAGACAAAAUGCUGGCUGAAUAUGCAGAAUCUCUCGCGUGUAAAGAAUGUGGCAAAGUGAUGGCGUCUAGGUUGAAUUUGGAGAAGCAUUUCAUGCUGCACGAUCCCACAUUGGGUGUAAAGUGUCCAAAGUGUCCGAGGAGAUUCCUAAUCAACGGUGACAUGGUUUUCCACUCGCGGCGUCACAACAAGAACGUUCCAUUCACUUGUAGGAUUUGCCAGAAGGCAGUGAAAGGACACAUUGAGUACAUUGCUCACUGCACGAGUCACACAACAGGCAAAUUGUCAGCCAACGAGAGUGUUGAAUGUCCGUAUUGUGGCCUGUUGUGGAAGAAGAACUUCAGCAGAGAACGCUUUCUCGAUCAUAUGAGGAAGUAUCAUCGAGGACUUCCGUUGGAAGUUGGUGGACCGUUUGAGUGUCGAGUGUGCAAAGACUUGACAUUUGACUCACUGGAGGCCAUCAAGAGUCACUGUUUGGCUGAACAUCCGUGUGAAAUGCCCUUCAGAUGUAAGAAUUGUCAGCAAAUGUUCGGCCACAAUGUGGACAUUGAGAGGCAUUUGCAGGAAAAUGUCGAUUGUCAAGGUGUUAACAGGAGUUUUCCUCAGAGACGCCGAACAAUUGUGGGACAUUCGAACUAUUGUAGAAAGUGUGGAAAGAUUUUUGACACCCAAGAAGAUCUGCUGAAGCACAAGGAAUCACACGCUGAGGAGUUUUACAGGAGGAGAGCCGAGAAGAAUAUCUCUUUUGAUCCAUCAUUGCCGUAUGAGUGUGAAAAGUGUCAUCAGAGAUUCCAGACGGAGUUCAUUGUGAAGGUUCACAUAAUGCGUGAACAUGUGAGACCAGGAUUGAAGGACAAGAUGAAGGAGUAUUCCCGAAUUGGUCCGUUCACUUGCAAGGAGUGUGGAAAGGUGUUCACUGUGAGAUACUAUCUGGAGAAGCAUUUGCUGUUUCACGAUCCUUCUCUCGGUGUUUCAUGUCCUGAAUGUCCGAGGAGUUUUCUGUCUGAGCCCAAUAUGCUGUUUCACAUGAAAUCUCACAGAAGUGAGCCAAAAGAUCUGUUUGAGUGCAAAGUGUGUGGCAAGAAGUUCAUACGGAAGGCCAAUUGGGAGGAUCACAUGUCUGUGCAUGAUAAUACACCGCAAAAGUGCCAAUAUUGCCAGAUGUCAGUGAAAAAUAUGCAACGUCUCAAGAUUCACAUCAUAAAAUACCAUCCAGGAUUGCCUCACAAUGCCAAAGACGAUGAACCGGUGAAGUGUAGGCUGUGCAAGAGGAAAUUCAACAAUCUCAGUGAUCUGAAGCAUCACACAGCGACGAAGCAUCCACUGAAGAAGGCUGUCAAUUGUACAUUUUGCAGAAAGAAACUCGACAGUGUGGAUGAUAUGGUGAGACAUAUGGAGGAGGAUCAUGGAAACGAAAAUACCGCUUGCAACAUUUGUGGACAAGUUCUGGUCACGAAGUUCGGCAUGACGAGACAUAUGGAAGCGCACGCUUAUGACAAAACGUGUCCAAUUUGCUCAAAGAGAAUCCUGCGAAAAUACUACCAGAAUCAUCUGAACACAUGUCAGGAGAGUCAAUCGCAGGGAAGUGAGCUUUGUCCACAUUGUCCGGCAAAGUGUAUCAGCAGAGAAGUGCUGGAGAUGCACGUUAGUAAAUUCCACACAGGACUUCCUAUUGAGAUUACAGAUGGACCUCUUGAGUGUACAAUUUGCCGAAUGUCCUUCGCUGAGGGCAUCGAAGCGCUCAAGGAUCACGUCGAGGUGGAACAUAUGGAAAUCAACUUGUUCGACUGUGAACGAUGCGAAGAUUCGUUCAGCAGCAAAGAGCAGCUCUAUGAUCACAUUCGUGCGGCGCAUGAAACGCACGAUUGCGCAGAAUGUGGCGAGAAGUUCAGCAGACGGAUCAAAUUGGAGGAUCACAUCAGGCGCCAUCACAGGGCUCCGGAGGAGGACGAGGAGGAGGAGAAUUACGAUGAGGAGGAGGGCCAUGGGGAGGACAUAUGGACGUGUCAGGAGUGCGGGAAGAGCUUGUACAGCGGCAGUGCCUUUAAGCGACACAUGGCCAGACAUGCGGAGCGCAAUGGCGACGUGUGCAGACCGGCGAAUUGUCUGUAUUGCGAUCAGGUGUUCAAGACCAGCGAGUGUCUGGCGGCUCACGUGGCGAUGAGCCAUUGGAGUGUGGCUGUGGAGUGCAGAUACUGCAGUGUAGAGUGCACAAGCAGGCAGAAUCUCAGGUAUCACGUGAACUACGCGCACACAGGACUUCCAGUGGAUGCUCAUGAUGGGCCAAUUUCACCGCUGAUUUGCAAUGUGGCGUUGCUCAAUAUGGACUCACUACUAUAUAUUAAGCAGGAGAAACCGGCUGAUGAGGAGGAGACGGAUGUGGAAGUGAUAGAGAAUGGCGUGCAGUUCAUGCUGGAAGAGACAAUCCAGCGGAGUUGCUCUCGCUGUGGAGAUGUUUUCACCGAUGAGGAUGAAUUCAAUAACCAUGUUCUUAACCAUGGGAUAAGCGUGAUUGAGGACGAAGACUGUUAUUAGGAAUUGGAAGAGUAGUUUUUUAUUGGCAUAAAUAUGGAAUAAAUAAAAGAUGUCUAAAUUAGCUUAUAUGACAUAUCAUGAGUAAUUGGUUUAACGUUAAAUUCCACUUAUUUAGCUUUUAUCCUUUGCUUUUAUUAACCGUGUAAUUACAAGAAAUUCAGUGAAUAAGAAU
Molecule: messenger RNA, 14775 nt
Organism: Phlebotomus argentipes
Lineage: Eukaryota; Metazoa; Arthropoda; Insecta; Diptera; Psychodidae
Exons: 31
Coding region: 75-14603 (4842 amino acids)
Source: RefSeq, a predicted model, not a curated record